Molecule: messenger RNA, 195 nt
Organism: Penicillium soppii
Lineage: Eukaryota; Fungi; Ascomycota; Eurotiomycetes; Eurotiales; Aspergillaceae
Exons: 1
Coding region: 1-195 (64 amino acids)
Source: RefSeq, a predicted model, not a curated record
AUGGCUAGUCGUACUGAGGACUUUCAAAGUCAAUUCAUUAUUUACCAGCCGAUGAAUGCAAAAGAUGGAAUCUCCGUCGACGAGUAUGAUGAUUCGCAACGUGCCGUCCGCUGGUGGAAUCGCGGUCAUCAAAAUGUGAUUAAACAGGAGCAUUGCGAGAAAGCGGUCUCUCAUCUGAAGUCUGAACCAGCAUAA